Molecule: messenger RNA, 742 nt
Organism: Linum trigynum
Lineage: Eukaryota; Viridiplantae; Streptophyta; Magnoliopsida; Malpighiales; Linaceae
Source: the annotation of a GenBank genome assembly
CUUUUGUCAUUAGCUAUUCAUAUAAAAGAGAAGAGUUGUGUUGUAAAAAAAGAAAUAGAAUAACAGAAAACAAAUUGGUCCUUCCUUCCUAUGUACUUGUUCUUCCUCUGCUCCCUGUUCUAUUCUUCCUUCUUCAUCUGGAUGGGAUCCCUCUUCUUCUUCCUCGGCCCAGAUCCGCCAGCGCCGUGCCGCUCCAUUCGCCUCCAUCAAGACACCCAGCUGCUCUCACUCGAUCUUCUACUCUACCUCCCCGUCUCUUUACUUCUGGAAACCAACGAAAAGAAGGAACAAAAUGGAAAGGCAGCGUCGUCGAUCGAUGCCAGCAGAGGCGGCAACGAUGGUGCCGGAGGUUGAAGGUGAGUUUUGUCUCCAAUUGCAUGUUGAUUGUUGAUAUUUAGGGGGGUUUUCAAGGAUUUAGUUGGAUUUCUGACCUAAAAUUCCCUUCGUGUUUUCCUGGACUUGGAGUGGGGUUCGAUCAAGGGGUAAAAGUAGAAGUCGCAAAUGGAUUGGAUUGGUGGAUUGAUGGAUUGGAUUGGUAGAUCUAUGGAUCAAAUGGAUUGGUGGAUUCAUGGAUUGGAUCAAGCGGAUUGAUGGAUUAUCCAUGAAUCCAAAUGACAUCCUCAACCAAGGACCAAUAUGUAAAAUGUAAAAAGUUUAGGUACUAAAAUGUCAUAAUGAAAAAUUUUAGGUACCAAAACGUAAUUUUCCAAUGAAAUUUUUCGUAUAAAAAAUUAAAUUUUAG